CACCGCCAACCAGAACACCUCUCGGCACAAACCCCCAGCAUGGCCGACACCUGCUGUUCCAGGACCUGUGUUGUUGCUGCAUCCACCCUGUCUGUCUGCUCCAGCGACUUGAGCUGUGGCAACUGGGUCAGCUCACCCAGUGACUGCAUCGGCUCCUCCUGGCAGGUGGAUGAUUGCCAGGAGACCUGCUGCGAGCCCCCCUGCUGUGCCCCCAGCUGCUGUGCCCCGGCCCCCCGCCUGACCCUCAUCUGUGCUCCAGUGAGCUGCGAGUCCAGCCCCUGCUGCCAAGCAGCCUGCAGCAGCUCCUCUCCCUGCCAGCAGGCCUGCUGUGUGCCUGUCUGCUGCAGGCCCGUCUCUUGUAUACCUGUCUGCUGCAGGCCUGUCUGCUGCAGGCCUGUCUGCUGCAGGCCUCUCUGCUGCAGGCCCGUCUGCUGCAGGCCAGUCUCUUGCGCACCUGUGUGCUGCAGGCCCGUCUGCUGCACAUCCGUCUGCUGCACUCCUGUCUGCUGCAGGCCUGUGUGCU
Molecule: messenger RNA, 523 nt
Organism: Odocoileus virginianus texanus
Lineage: Eukaryota; Metazoa; Chordata; Mammalia; Artiodactyla; Cervidae
Product: keratin-associated protein 10-8
Cellular component (GO): keratin filament
Source: RefSeq, a predicted model, not a curated record